CCUCAAUGUCAGAUUUGAUGUCAAAUAUGGCUUUUGGUUUUGCGGAACGAGAAACCCGUCGUCGACGAAGUCAAUUCGGCCUGUCCGUACCCACUCAUGAGCACUGAGUCCUGGCCCAUCAUGCGGUUGCUCGGAAGACUAUCUGGUUAAGGCCAAUGACAUGACUCCAGCCAGCACGAUCGUCCUGGAACUGGGCCAGUUCCUCCAACGUAACCCGUCUAAUCAUUGCCCUGCCUUGCUGCGUUCAGGGCCCUCUGUCAAAGCACUUCGAGCAUGCGCUCGAGACGCGUCAUUCUGACUCCAACCUUCGUCAUGUACUACUCUAGCGUAUAUGGUGAUUUGUGGACCGAUUCUGUCGGUCAUUAUAUUUCGUCUUCGCACUCCCUAGAGCAUCAUCUUCCCAUCUACCAAUUUCAAUUCGGACCCAACCCAUCCCAGGACUCAACUUUCCUUGCAGCUGCUCGAACUGCUGUUAUUAUGUGCAACAGAGCACACGAGAUCCCUCUUUGAAACCGUCAUCAAGCUCACCCAGAAAGGUCACUGGCGAUGGCCUCGCAGACAGUGGAAGAACAAUGCUCCGAAGACCUUGUCCGAAUUCGGAUUGACAGUCUCCCGGACCAUGACGUCCUCAUUCCACCGCUUCCGUCAACGAUGUUAAACGGUCGAGCUGAAGAGAACGAUCGAAGCCUACCUGGAUUGACAGAAAGCCGCACAUUCCGUAAGCAGACGACCGAGGAGACAUACUCGUCGGAAAGAACGAGAACGAGAGCGUCAUGAUACCGUACACCAUCCAAGACGCCAUCCAAGAUGCUGC
Parathielavia appendiculata is the source of this 814-nucleotide messenger RNA. RefSeq lists its product as uncharacterized. Lineage: Eukaryota; Fungi; Ascomycota; Sordariomycetes; Sordariales; Chaetomiaceae. The transcript has a single exon. Bases 274 to 510 code for a protein of 78 amino acids. The record is from RefSeq and is a predicted model, not a curated record.